UACGACGCACUCACAAUCCAGUCACGUCCUUCAAAACAAGCAUUGCGCUGACUAAGCACCUCCACUCUCUCCCUUUCGCCAAGUUUCCGACAGCUCAGCAUGUCUGGUAUUUGCAGGCCACGAUUAGCGGAGGAACGCAAGCAGUGGCGGAAGGACCACCCUUUCGGAUUCUUCGCCAAACCUUCGAAGGCGUCUGACGGCUCUAUGAAUCUCAUGGAAUGGGAAGUCGGGAUCCCAGGGAAAGCCGGUACUGCAUGGGACGGCGGGUUGUUCAAACUAACUAUGAUUUUUCCCGAAGAUUAUCCCUCAAAGCCACCCAAAUGCAAAUUUACGCCCCCGUUGUUCCACCCGAAUGUUUAUCCUUCUGGCACGGUUUGCUUGUCGAUCUUAGAUGAAGAAAAGUCGUGGAAACCAGCUAUCACGAUUAAACAGAUUUUACUAGGUAUCCAGGAUCUUCUUGAUGAUCCCAAUGUAAACGAUCCUGCACAGAGCGAGGCAUACACGAUGUUCAAGAACGAUAAGGUGGCCUACGAGAAGAAGAUCCGUCAACAAGCUAGGGAGAAUAUACCCAAGUAGCUUUUCAUCUUUGUUAAACACUGGCCACUGGGGCCAUGUGCGGUGUAUUUUUGUUUCUAGUUUAAUCAGUAUAACAGUCUAUCACUGUACUGUAACUUGUGCAAGCAUUCUGUGUACAACAACGCAAGCUGCAAGGCCGACGAUAC
Molecule: messenger RNA, 722 nt
Organism: Desarmillaria tabescens
Lineage: Eukaryota; Fungi; Basidiomycota; Agaricomycetes; Agaricales; Physalacriaceae
Product: ubiquitin-conjugating enzyme/RWD-like protein
Exons: 8
Coding region: 100-576 (158 amino acids)
Biological process (GO): protein sumoylation
Cellular component (GO): nucleus
Molecular function (GO): SUMO conjugating enzyme activity
Source: RefSeq, a predicted model, not a curated record